GGAAGCGGGAGCUAGCAAACUGCGGCUUCUGCGAGCAGGGAGACAUUGUGAUGUACUUGGCUUGUGCUGACCUCUGUCUGCCGCAGGGAAAAGGGCUCCCUUCGGCUCGGAGCUAACUCAGCUGCAGAAGCGUGAAAGCCACCAGGGUUCACUAGAAAACUCCUCCAACUCCCCUUUAGCGCAGUGUUUAAAUGUGAAUAAAAUGUGUUAAUUAGCCGGACAAUGCCUCCAAGCUUGCUCGCGCUUCGUGUGUAUCCGUUGGUUAGCCGUUAGCGCCUCAUCCCGCUGUGUCCUUUGUUGCUCCGGUUAGCGGAUGUUUUCCAGCAACUGUCAGCGGCUCCGUCACUAGGACAACACCCGGACGUCUGAUGGGAGGCUGAGGGAACAAUGUUGAGAUUCCUCCGUGUCAUUUUAACAGGCCUGUUAGGUUUUCUAUUCGAUGGAGUAGGAGCUUUUGGUGUCGGGGCGUAUGGUGGGGUGAGAGUAGUGAACGGGGAUCACCACUGUUCCGGUAGAGUCGAAGUAAACCUUCACGAUAAGUGGGGGACUAUUUGCGACCAUGACUGGGAUAUGCAGGCAGCUACUGUGGUGUGCUCGGAGCUGGGUUGCGGCAUCGCUGAAUCUGCUUCACGUGGCGCCGAAUUUGGCCCGGGCGGUGGAGAGAUUGCUUUGCGCUCCGUCCAUUGCAAAGGGCACGAGUCCAGCUUGAUCCACUGUGAUGCCUUCAUUAACAGGAACUACAUUUGCAGCCAUCAGAAUGAUGCUGGUGUGAAAUGCUCAGGUACUCUAAUGGAGCCCAGGCUUUCAGUGCUGUCACCUCACUUUGUGUUUUCUGCUGGGGAGUCUGUUCACUUCUACUGCAACAUUCAACCACGUGACCGGGGCAGCAACGUCCACCUGUACAAGCACGGAGUCGAGACGCCGCUGGUCACACAGAGCGCGGACCCGACCCAGAUCGGAGUCAGCCUGGUUCUGUCUGAUGUAGAAUCGUUUCAGCAAGGCAGCUACAGCUGCCAGUACAACAUAAGGGGUGGUUUCCCUCCCCACCGGAUCACAUCUCCAACCAGCCAUCCUGUUAAUAUUACUGUGGUUGACCUUUUGACUCCCCAUCACUGGUACAACACGUCUGCUGAGGCCCCGACUGGCUCCGUCAUCAAAGGCGAGGGUUUUAACAUCACCUGCUCCACCCCGCGCCAGUACCCCGGCGCCUCCUUCCAGCUGCGCCUGGUCCGCUCCAACGGCACGGUGCGCCAGUCGCUCCCGGCCGUCUCCAAGUCUGUCACUUUCACCUUCCCCAACGCCCAGAGCUCCAACGAGGGAUACUAUUACUGCCUGUAUCGGGUCCAGCUGGGCGGACGCACGUUUGUCUCCAGAGAAAGCCAGCCACUACCUAUAGCCAUUAAAGAUCCUGACCCGCUACUGAGCCCCAUGGUGAUCAGCUGGCUGGUGUCCGGGGUGACAUUUGUCAUAGCCGUCAUCAUUAUUUUUACUGUGGCGAAGGUAAUGUGCAAUAAGGAGAAGAAGCCCUCUGAAUUAGAGCGGGAGACCAGAACCUGUGUGGACAACACAUAUGUUGCCUUAUCAGUCCACAAGCUAUGAUGGAGUCCUCAGAUGACAGGUUUAACUUUGGACAUCCAGAUGGCUCAAGUCUUCUUCAAGCACAUAUGAACUGCAGAAGACUGGGGAGACGGCAGCAACUGGAUGCUUGCUGCUCGCCACCUGCUGGUGACUGCUGGAACCAGUUUACAGCCCACACUUCUGUUCAGCACUUCCAUUGGGACGCAGUUUGAGACUGCACUGGCUUCUUUACUCUUACUGGAAAACAAUAAGAUUAAUGUUCAGCACCAUGUUAUUGUAACGUGCAGGCCGGCAGCCAUGUUGGAGCAGCAGUGGCAUGUGUGUUUCUGCGCUCCUGUUUAAGCCAGGUGUAAAGUAUGAUUAGAGCGUCACCGUCUCAGACGUACACUAAACCUUAAAUCUGUGAAAUGAGCGAAUAUGUUUCUGUGUUCUAUACAGAGUUCAGCAGCUUUUUGUUCCAGACAACACUAAUAACAGACUGCUUAAUGAUUAGAUACCUGCCCUCAGAACAAUGAUCCUUAAAGGAUUAUACUAUGUAAUGUUCUUAAAGACUAACACUACUAUGCAUCUUCAUCAAAUGUAUUUUUUUUUUGCACUUGUUUUUGUAAAUAGUAGCUGUAGGUAGUAAAAAUGCUACAGUUUUGUGUGCAAAUUGUUAGACAAUCUAAACAUGUUGCUGAUGGUACGUUUCUUUAGAGCAAACUACAAUAUAGAAAGCUUUUUUUUAGACACCUUGCGGUAUGCGGUUAAUUUGUUUUUGUAUACGUUAUUUAUCUCGACACUUUUGUUCCUGAAUAAACGACUUGAAACUCUAAAAUGCUUACAUCUGCAAGCUCUUUAUUAUAUUAUGAAAACCAAUUACAAAACAAAUUACAAACUCUGGAUAGAUGGAUGAUGUGGUACAAAAGUGCUGCACAUUUGAGCAAAGCAUAAACUUGUAGCACUACAGCUUGUAUUGAGCAAUUUUACAUUUUUACUUUGGAAAAAUCUUCAUGUACUUAUUGAAUGCAAUUUACAGUUUUAUCAGAAUUGAUAGUAAUGCACAGGCACUUGAAUUUAAGUCUGUCCAAAAUGUGCAUAAAUGGCUGUGAGCAAAAUGGAAGCAUCAGUACUUGUUUGACAAACAUUAUUCAAUUCAGCCACACUGAAAAAUGAGUUAAAUCAAAAUUAUGUACAAUAAACAAGUGUGUCAUCGUCAAUAAUAUUUGCUCUGCAGCGUUUAAAUAUGCACACAUUAAACCGGGAACUUCAGGUGUAAGUUUCUGAUUUUUAUUACAAAACCAAUAUUUAAAAAAAAAAAAAGAAAAAGGGAGAGCUGAAAUGACAAUUUAGAUCGUAUAACUACACUUUAAAAACCCAAUAUUUACCCUACUUUCCCCGAAUCCAUAAGAUUGGUAAAAAUAUUUCUUUACUUUGCUCUCUACCUUUAGACCAAAAUGAUCAACAAAAUAGCAGCAGGAGCUUUGAAGGAUCAUACAACCCAGCAAUUAUAGGAUCAACAGAGAGCCGCCGCCUGUAUUCGACAAAAAUUGUUUGUUCUGCAGUUUGACUCAAAGAGGUGUUGUAGUGAAACUUGGUGAACAAGAAUGUAUUUUACCCUUACCUGUACAGUCAUGCAAAAAAAAACAAGACAUUCCUUUUAAAUCCAAAGUUUAACGGGGGUCUAGCUCACAUUUCCCCCCCACCCCCACUUUGGUGUCAGUUUUCGCUUAAGAAUAAUAAAACGGUGCCGCUUGUGGUCUACAUGCAGUUUUCUACUCUUCAGUUUAAAUUUAAGUUGUUUUAGAAGACGUUAAAAGGGAGGACCAGAAGGUGCAAGCUUUUUUCUUUUUUUGUUAGCCACAGCCGCAGCAGGUAGGUGCAAACAAAUUUCAGCAUAAAAAAAAAAAAAA
Messenger RNA from Poecilia reticulata (guppy), 3470 nucleotides. RefSeq lists its product as uncharacterized. The record is from RefSeq and is a predicted model, not a curated record. Gene Ontology annotation, biological process: zymogen activation. Gene Ontology annotation, molecular function: serine-type endopeptidase activity. Lineage: Eukaryota; Metazoa; Chordata; Actinopteri; Cyprinodontiformes; Poeciliidae. Gene Ontology annotation, cellular component: plasma membrane.